Messenger RNA from Photinus pyralis (common eastern firefly), 1314 nucleotides. Its product is annotated as antichymotrypsin-2-like. The coding region runs from base 80 to 1237 and encodes 385 amino acids. The record is from RefSeq and is a predicted model, not a curated record. Lineage: Eukaryota; Metazoa; Arthropoda; Insecta; Coleoptera; Lampyridae. Gene Ontology annotation, molecular function: serine-type endopeptidase inhibitor activity. The transcript is spliced from 4 exons.
AAUUAUCCAAUCAUUAUCAGUGUUAGGACUCCCCAACUAUAAACUGCAUCGCCCAUUUUAAUCGGAAUCAGUAUAAAAGAUGAAGCUCCAAAUUCUCCUCUUGGGAAUCACUAGCGUGUAUUGCCUCGAUUCGUCGUUUCGAGAUGCGAACCGACAAUUUACCACCAAACUGUACAAGGAGUUGGUCGAACAGAAACAGGAAAAACUCCUCGUGAGUCCUAUGGCAAUUCAAAUAAUUUUUUCUCUCCUUCGUGCUGGUAGUGGAGGCUUGACUUCGGAGGAGCUUUCCGAUGCGCUGUCACUUCCACGUGACGAUAAAGCGCAAGAUGAUAUGGUUAAAGGCGUACUCGAAGCUUACAAAACCGUCCAAGGUGACCAUUAUCAGUUGACGUUGGCAAACAAGAUUUACGUUCAGGAAGAUGUCGAACUGAAAGCUUCGUACAAAUCUAAGGCUGUUGAUGUGUUCGGUGCUGAUGUUGAAAAUGUCGACUUUAAGAAGAAAGAAAAUGCGAUGGCUGUUAUUAAUAAGUGGGUGGAUUGUAAGACGAAGCACACAAUUCCGGAGAUCGUCACCAAAGAUGAUCUAAAUGACGCGUUGCGCCUCAUUUUACUUAACACCGUAUACUUCCAAGCGCCUUGGAGGCAACGGUUUCACGAGCCGUCACAAAAACCAUUCUUCGUCGACAGCUCUAACACUGUGAACGUCGACAUGAUGUCAGACAGAGAUCUCUACGAAUAUCACGAGAGUGACGAAUUGAAGGCGAAGUUCCUGAAGAUACCUUAUCGGGUGAACGGAAUGAGCAUGGUCAUGGCACUACCCAAUGAAAAAGAUGGAUUGGGCGAGUUGGAGAAGCGCCUUGGUGACAUUCUGGCACUUCCCAAGUUUAGUUAUAAUGUUGUAAUUGUUUCAUUUCCAAAGUUUCAAUUCGACGCAACGAUUAAACUGAAACCAAUCUUGAACGCGAUGGGAAUUAAGGAUGCCUUUACAUCAAGCGCCAAUUUCAGCGGAAUUUCUGAAAGUGCAAGUUUGUCCGUAAGCGAUGCAAUUCAAAAGAAUCACAUUGAAGUGAACGAGAAGGGAACGAUUGCGUCAUCAGCGACUGCAGUGUUGCUGUUUGAGUAUUCCGGUCUUGUCGAAGUAGAGCCACCGAAGGAGUUUAAAGCCGAUCACCCCUUUAUAUUCUUCAUUGAAUCGGAGGCGGGAAUACUCUUCAUCGGCAAGUUUACUGGACAUUAACCGAAAAGACGCCGAAUUUGUUGAAUAGAUUGCAAACUAAGUUUUCUGGGCUUUAAUAAAUCAAAAAUAGUACGCUU